This is a messenger RNA of Musa acuminata subsp. malaccensis (wild Malaysian banana), 875 nucleotides long. Lineage: Eukaryota; Viridiplantae; Streptophyta; Magnoliopsida; Zingiberales; Musaceae. The record is from RefSeq and is a predicted model, not a curated record.
GGUUCGAGAGCCCAAAAGCCCUCUGGGAGGCGUGGGAGAUGGAGCUCCUUCCUCUGCGAGCUCCACCAGCUCCUUGGAAGGCCGGCGGAGUAGCUUCACUUUGCAAGGUCCGAAAUGCAAGCGAUGUCCACGUCGCUAGCUUGAUUAAAUUCAACUCACAUGGAAGAGGUCGAAAGAGUUGCUUUGCGGUAUCUGCAUUACCUGAAACUGCUGCAUCGGUGGUAUUUGCUGCCAUGGCUGUGGGUGCUGCAGCAUCACUCCUUGCCAGAACAACCAAAGCUUCCGACACUGCCAAAGCAGAGCACUUGAAAACUUGUGAAGAUUGUGGUGGUUCCGGAAUCUGCACAGGGUGUAACGGAGAGGGGUUUAUCCUCAAGAAGAUGUCUGAGGAAAGUGCUGAAAGGGCCAGAUUGGCUGCAAAGAACAUGGCCACUCGUUACACCGCAGGACUUCCAAAGAAGUGGAGUUAUUGCUCAAGGUGUUUGUCUUCUCGGUCUUGUGCUACUUGUGGAGGGACAGGGAGAAUUAUCUGGUAAGAAAAAGACCGGUUGAAAGACGUAAUGGUGCUGCAUAACUUAUUGCAAGUGGCACAUCAUCAAUGCUUAUCUCUGUGUCAGCACGAAGAUUUCGACCAGUCGUCACGCUGUCAUCCUACAAUUGCGACUUGUUUGUCUUAUAACUAACAGACUGUAAUCAUGACCUAAUAUUCUGUUUUUUUCAUAAUGAAUGAGGUUCAACUUGGUUUUAUUUAAAUCAGUCUUGCUUGUGCACAUGCUCAAGCGUGCCGUUAGCGCUUCGAUUGUGGUUGCUUGUAAACUCAUUAUGAUAUAGUUUUGUUCAGUAAUUAUGCAAUCUGAUUUCCAAUCUUGUGAUCA